Molecule: messenger RNA, 351 nt
Organism: Acanthocheilonema viteae
Lineage: Eukaryota; Metazoa; Nematoda; Chromadorea; Rhabditida; Onchocercidae
Source: the annotation of a GenBank genome assembly
AGGCCCAUUGUUGAGUUUUCUAUCGAAAACUUGGUUGCUCUUCGGCUUCGUGAAUCAAGGCUGAAAAAAUCACAACAGAACCAAUCGCACAAUGAGCAAAUUGAGUGUGGUAAGAAUAAGCGGGAUUUAGAGCAAACAAAGAAGCAUCUUUCGGCUGGUGGACAGAAGCCGCUUCCUUCUUAUCUAGGACCUAAAAUUCGGAGAAAAGAUACAAAUAUGAAAAAGACUCAAGUAAAAGGAAAAAUCGGCAAGAAAAGAAAACUGCAGACGACAAUGUCUGAAACAGUGUCGAAGAAGAAAAAGACAAGUAGUUCCAAACAGCUUACGAAAUAUCUCACCUUAUCAGGCUGA